UUCUUGACGCAAGCGUACUGAGGCCCAACAAAGGGCCGAAAUAAGAACGAUUCGCAAGUGAAUCUGAUGUAUUUAUGUCAUAAAAAUGGUGAAAUCUGUGAAGUGGCGAGUAGAAAUUAGGAUAUUCGACGUGUCGAAUCAUGACCGAGGCAUCUGAAAAUGUCUGCGUGGUGCGUGUGCGGGCGCAAGUGAUGUGUCGCGACGAAGGCACCGGCGGCUGGGUCGCCCUCGGGGGCGGAGGCCUGGCCGACGUGAUGGUGGGCAAGCGGCAGCGCGCGGCAGGGGGCGACAGUAACGGCGACACGUCAUCAUCGUCCGCAAACGCACCGACACACGAUUUCUUCAUACACGGAAAACGGAUCAGCGACAACAUGGUGGUUUUAGAAUGCACAAUAAAGAAGGAUUUCCAGUACAACAAGGUGAUGCCAACGUUCCACCACUGGGUCACGGAGGAGAAGCGAUUCGGCCUCACGUUCCAGACGGCCGCGGAUGCGCGCGCAUUCGACCGCGGCGUGCGGACCGCCAUCGAGGAGCUGUUAGACGGUCUGGGCGGGGCGUGGCCUGCGCUUCACGCGUACAAAAAACACAAUCCAGCGCCGGCCGACGACGAUGAGGAGCAAAACAUAUUUGAGUGUCUAAAUCUACCGACGGACUCCCGUUCGAGCUCCGAGAACUCCACAGCGAGUCGCGUCCGACACGCUCACGACCUCACGCAGACGCCUAUUCUCUCCGCCAUCAACCUGCCGCGCCAUCACGAUACAAUUAAAACGUACGAGAUCCAGUAUGAAGAUAAAAUGGCUGACGACGAUCCGGAGCGGUGUCCAUACGUACAUCUGUCAGCUGUGCACGAAUACACGUAUCCGCAGGUGGGUCCGGGCGGCAUUAUCAGCUCUGAGAAGUCCUCGCCCAACACCAAACCGCCAUUAUUGAAGAGGGACUCAGGGUCGAUAAAGAAGCAUCCGUACAGCGGGCCGCCGCCUCUGCCCGACAAGAAGCCAACUGAAACCUUCCAGGCGAGGCUCAAGUGCAGGCAUUGUCACGAAUGGUACCUAGAGAGUGCGAACCGAGCUGGCGCGUGCGAAUUCGCUCCGGACGCCUUCAAGACUUGCAUCGACGCCGUUUCCUGUAUCAAAUGUGCUCAGUGCAUGCUGUACCACUGCAUGUCGGACGCGGAGGGCGACUUCGCCAUGCACCCGUGCGCGUGCGCACCCACAGACCACGCCUGCGCCAAGCGGUGGGUGGGCAUCACGCUGCUGUCGCUGCUGGUGCCGUGUCUGUGCUGCUACGCGCCGCUGCGCUGCGUGCACCGCGCAUGCGCGCGCGCGCACGUGGCGGGCGGCGCGCACCGGCCGCGCGCGCGCGACAAGUAGCGCCGGCCGCCGUCCCGCUCACACCCGCCACCCCCGCCGUGUGUCGCACAACCCGGCCCGAGCGGCGCCGAGCGCCGGCCCGGCUGUCACGUCGCGAGACGGUGUACACCGGCUCCGUGCGGCGACCCGACCGACACGCCGUAUUUGACUCCGUUGGGCAGCCCGCCGAGUGAAACUUUAGAAAAAUUAAGUGAAACCCCGCCUCCUAGUGGCGCGUCGCGAGCGAUAGCGUCCGGGGCGAAUUCGCCGGGCGCCCCGUGGUCGACGCCGAUUCCCGGCUCGCUAAGCGCCGAGUCUUCGACGUCGAUCGCGAGUCCGCUCCGCGAGGCCUCGUCAUCGAGUUCGCCGAGUAUCGACCUGCCCUCGACGCCUCGAACCGCCAAACCGUCGCCCCGGAGUAGUCCGCCGAACGUCGAAUCACCGUCGACCCCGUUAGGUCCUCCCCCCGCCGAACCGUUGGAUAGUCCACCCGAAUUACCUUUAACACCGUCGGGUAUAACGUUACCGCCGACCCCCAGCCCCCCGAGCGCUGAUCUGCCGUUAACGCCGUCGGGCAGUCCGUUUCCUGUAACGGACGGCUCGCCCAGCGUACAGGUGACCCCCUCCGCCAGCCCCCCGAGCGCCGACUUGCCCCCGACCCCCCCGCGACCCCCGGCUCUACCGGCAACACCUAGCCCCCCGAGCGCUAGUCUACCUUUAACACCCAAAUCUUUAGGGGAUCAGAGUAGCUCGUCGAAUGGCACGGAAUAAAACUAGACAUAAUGGUUUUGAAUUUGGCUGUGGUUUGCGGACGUGACGAGACUGCGUUAAGUUAAAUGAACAUUGUUGGUGGAUCGAUUGUACUUGGCGAAUAAUAAAUGGGACCUGACGCUGCAAAACAUGGUGUGACGGGCCCUUAUUUACGUCACAAAGAGAGUUUUAAAAAGAUUAGUAAACUUCGCUAUUACACCAUACAGGAGAAAAAUUGGUGAACGUUUAAUUCAUAAAUAGAAGCAUCCUGGCGAUCGCUCCUGAAAGGUAGAACAGUAUUUUUAGAAACAGGCUGUUACUAUUGCAUAUACAAGAGAGAUUUUCUGAAGUGCGAAUGCUUUAAAAACAAAAAAUAA
Cydia splendana is the source of this 2476-nucleotide messenger RNA. It is a transcript of the gene Spred, whose product is annotated as sprouty-related, EVH1 domain-containing protein 2. Gene Ontology annotation, cellular component: membrane. Gene Ontology annotation, molecular function: protein kinase binding. Bases 141 to 1370 code for a protein of 409 amino acids. Gene Ontology annotation, biological process: multicellular organism development; negative regulation of MAPK cascade. The transcript is spliced from 12 exons. Lineage: Eukaryota; Metazoa; Arthropoda; Insecta; Lepidoptera; Tortricidae. The record is from RefSeq and is a predicted model, not a curated record.